AUGUCGUGGGCCCUGAAGAAGCGUGUGGGCUCGGACCAGGCUCCCGGCCGCGACAAGAACAUCCCUGCCGGGCUGCAGUCCAUGAACCAGGCCCUGCAGCGCCGCUUCGCCAAGGGGGUGCAGUACAACAUGAAAAUUGUAAUCCGAGGAGACAGGAACACAGGGAAAACCACACUCUGGCACCGACUCCAAGGGAAGAAGUUUGUUGAGGAAUACAUUCCUACUCAGGAGAUCCAAGUCACCAGCAUCCACUGGAACUAUAAAACCACUGAUGAUAUCGUAAAGGUUGAAGUCUGGGAUGUAGUUGACAAAGGAAAAUGCAAAAAACGUGGAGAUGGCUUGAAAUUGGAGAACGACCCUCAAGAGGCAGAGUCAGAGAUGGCUCUGGAUGCGGAGUUUCUUGAUGUGUACAAAAACUGCAAUGGAGUAGUGAUGAUAUUCGACAUCACCAAGCAGUGGACAUUUAACUACAUAUUGAGGGAGCUUCCUAAAGUGCCCACCCAUGUUCCAGUGUGUGUGCUUGGGAAUUACCGCGAUAUGGGAGAGCACCGGGUCAUCCUGCCAGAUGAUGUGAGGGAAUUCAUUGAUAAUCUGAACAGGCCUCCGGGCUCAUCUUAUUUUCGCUAUGCUGAAUCUUCCAUGAAGAACAGUUUUGGCCUCAAGUAUCUACACAAAUUCUUCAACAUCCCAUUCUUGCAACUACAGAGGGAGACAUUGCUACGGCAGCUGGAGACAAAUCAGCUUGAUAUUGAUGCAACGUUGGAAGAGCUCUCAGUGCAGCAAGAGACAGAGGAUCAGAACUACGAAAUCUUCCUUGAAAUGAUGGAAGCCCGAAGUCGUGGACAUGCAUCCCCAAUGACAACUAAUGGACAGAGCCCUUCCUCUGGCUCCCAGUCACCCAUAGUACCUCCCAGCUGCACAUCAACAGACAGUUCUAGUCCUGGUACCCCCCAGCCACCACCACCUCAGCAGCUUCCUGCCAACACAACAGCAUCUCCUGAGCCUCCACCAUCCUUGUCACCAAUGCUUCUACUAGAGGCUCAGCCACCAUACACAUCACCCCCCGCCACAGCCUCCCCAGCAAUGCCUGUUGCAGUCCCACUGCAGAAACGCAGCAUUAUCUCCCGCCUCUUUGGAACAUCACCGGCACCAGAGACGUCUCCUUCCCAGCCAGAUGCUGCUACUAUUCCCCCCAGUGAAGUUCCUGAAAAAGUACAGAGUGUGGAGGACUUUAUUCCAGAGGACAGCCUGGACCGCAGUUUUCUGGAAGAUCCAAACCCUCAGAAAGACAAGGGGAUACCAAGGACUAAGGACCACAAUGAAAGUGACAGUGAUGGGGAGGCUUUUGGAGGGAAUCCCAUGGUAGCUGGUUUCCAAGAUGAUCUGGAUCUCGAUGACAGAGUGCCCAGCAAACACUCACUGGCAACAGAACUUAUACCAAGCAAAAAUGUUAUUUUGUCAAGUGAGGAGGAGACGGAAAUGGAGGAUGUUCCAGUCACCAUCACGGCUGAUGAAGACAUUUACCUGGACCGAGAAGCACAAUGGUCCUGCAAAAAUUCAGUGAGACCUCAAAAGGAAGCAGCUUCCACUAAAGCACCUGACCAGAUGCCACCAGGCAGCUUACCUCUGCAUUUUGGAUCCGAGAGAAACAGCAGCACAAAGCUCCCCACAGAUCUGCCAGCCACUGGAACUGCUGCUCCUACAGCUGCAGCAUCAGUCCAGGUACAAGGGACUACUUCCCAGAACAAGGACUCAGUUUCCAAACCAAAGGGAAGCAAAGAAGAAAAGCCAGUGGAGUCUGACAGCGAUCGGGAGGGACCAAUAGCCACUCAGAUGCUCUCAUUUGUGAUGGAUGACCCGGACUUUGAAAGCGAGGAGUCUGACAGCCAAAGGAAGAAAGUGAGUGAGUUCCCUGUCCGAGAAGACCCCUCUGAUGUCUCCGAGGAAGACACCUCUUUGACAAAGCCUCCACAGCUCGUGAAGUCUACAAUUCGCUCCUUCAAGCUGAAGAAUAACUCUGAUCUCUUUGGCUUGGGUUUGGAAGAAACAGGCCCCAAAGGGACCAGUGACGAAGAUAAAGAAAAACAUCCUUCCAAGGAGAAAAAGAAGAAAAAAAAGAAGAGCAAAGAGGAAGAAGAGAAAUCUGUGAAGAAGAAAAGCAAACACAAGAAGUGCAAGGAGAAGGAAGAGAGCAAAGAUGAGAAGAAAAAAAAGAAAAGAAACAAAGAGAAAAACAAUGAGAUAGAUGAACUGGAGGCUUUUCUGGGAGGAGGAGCCAGCACCAGCAAGCAGCAAGGGGGCGGGGACUAUGAGGAGCUGUAGACUUUCAAUGUGUACAAUCAGCGGACUCCACUGGUGGCUGCCACCAGCUUUCUGUAUGAGCCAUGCCAGGAUGGGUAUACAUGUGUAAAGCUUUGGCUGUCUGCUGUAGGUACUGUUGAAACAGAGAUGGUGGAACAAACAAGCUUUACAUCUGUGUGUGCUAUUGUGGAGCAGUCAUUGUGUGGCAAGAAAGCACAGCCAUGGUAUACUUGAGGAAGAGUAAGGUCAUGGUACGGGAUUGUGGCAAUCUGUUCUCAUUCCCCCUACCACUGUCUAGCCCUCUUUAUGUUCUCCAGAGCAUUCCAAUCUGGUAUUGGCAGGGUGUGGGGAAGGAGAGGUGGUGGACCUGCUACCACCCCCACCCCAGCAUGUUCCACUGCUGCACCCCUGAAAUUCCUAUUUUAAGAAAUACAUGAAAGCAGCAAUACAGGCCAUUUGAAUGCUUCGUGCUGUCACCUUGUCGAUAAUCAAGUCUUUAACUUUUUAUCCUUCCUAUUUUUUUAAUGAGAAAGAUGUUAUUGACCUUUGCCCCAUAAAGCAAUCAACACACUUUAAAUUAGCAAAAUAUCUUCUUGUACAGGUUGUAAUGAAGCAGCUUCAGGGCCAGAAAUAAGAGUGAGUAUAACUUGGGAAUCUUUCUGCACAGCAGCAUAUUUUAAUCACUGGUGCUCCUUUUGGAAUCCAUGAAGCCCCUUUGAUUCCCAUACAGGUGAGUCACUGUGCAGUUGGGAAGACAAUGCUAAGUUACCUUUUACAAAAGAGAAAAAUUGAUACUUAUUUCCUAGUGUGGCUAGCAGCCCCCUCCUACAGCACCUCUCAGGGAUAUGACUACUGAAGAGAAGUGGAGUUACCAGUAUUUCAGGAGUGUUUACAGAAAUUUGUUAAUAUGGGAAGGCGUUUACUUCUCAGGGCAUGCUGUAAAACAGUAGCUGCCUCUGCACCAAAUGGGGAAACCACUUGAGCUGGGAAAAGCGUCCUUCAGGUUAUGCAGAUACUGAAAACCAGGUUUGCUAGAUCACCUAGCAGCUAGUGCAAGGCUCUUCCUUGCCCAGAGUAGAGUGCAGAACCUCCUCUUGUCACUCCUCUUGUGAGUUUUGAAUGCCUUUUAAUUUUGGCUCUGAUCUCAAAGAACCAUGUAUCAGUGCAGGCUCAGCAGUAAGGAUUAUGGAUGGUUAUUGAUACUCUUUUUCUGCCAUUCAUGCCUUUCACUGUCUUGGUGAGUGUCCCCCUCCCACCCUGUCUUUAAAGAUCCUGUUAAUAUUCUGAACCCUAUUGUGUUGUAUUCCCUCCAAGGCUCAUCCCUGGGAAGCCCAUUCACAUUUUUGUGCAUUUAUUAAAUAGUCCUUUUGCGUGUGUGUUGUUUUUAUCCUUUAAGUUGUAAAAGGUAGCCUGUUUGAAGGAAACUACAUUAAAUCCAAGCUUGGAUUUCCUUCCAUUUCCCCUUUCAGAGGGAAACUGCUUUGGAUCCAUCCUCCACUUCAGGGUUGCCUUGUACUAUAGAUAAUUGCUCCAUUUCCCCCCUAAGAAAUGCACUUGUAACUUUCUAUAUAUAACAAACUGGGGUAUUGCUGCGUGAGCAGUUUCAUUCCAGGUACAUUUUCCAUUAGCGGUUGCCUGGUUUUGUUUUAUGUGACACUUUGGAGAAUUUGCAUGGGACAUUUCAAAUUUCACAUACCAGGGAGAAAUAUCAGAAUGCAAAUCAGUUUGCAGCCUCUGCUCCAAAAAGGAAACAAGACAUUUGCACUACAGCUGACAAAGUGUUUCUGAAAGUGCUUCUGCUCUGUAAAGAUUUUGGAUCAUGUUACAUUUUUCAUUGAAAAAUCUCAUGCACUCCAUUCUGACUAUAAAGCUCUCUUGUACACAA
Pelodiscus sinensis (Chinese soft-shelled turtle) is the source of this 4186-nucleotide messenger RNA. It is a transcript of the gene RABL6, whose product is annotated as RAB, member RAS oncogene family like 6. Gene Ontology annotation, cellular component: nucleus; cytosol. The record is from RefSeq and is a predicted model, not a curated record. Gene Ontology annotation, molecular function: GTP binding. Lineage: Eukaryota; Metazoa; Chordata; Testudines; Trionychidae.